Molecule: messenger RNA, 3186 nt
Organism: Penicillium verrucosum
Lineage: Eukaryota; Fungi; Ascomycota; Eurotiomycetes; Eurotiales; Aspergillaceae
Product: formin-binding protein HOF1
Exons: 7
Coding region: 1-3186 (1061 amino acids)
Biological process (GO): cytoskeleton organization
Cellular component (GO): cell division site; cytoplasmic side of plasma membrane; mitotic actomyosin contractile ring, proximal layer
Molecular function (GO): protein binding; phospholipid binding
Source: RefSeq, a predicted model, not a curated record
AUGCCGGGGACAGUGGCAGAUGGACCUACGGUCUCCAUGUCUUUUGCCAACAAUUUUUGGGGCAAAGAUGAUGCAGGACUUCAACCAAUGUUGGACCGCGUGCAUGGUUCAAAGAUCACAAACGACGAACUGAAGGUUUUCUACAGCAUUCGAGCAUCUAUCGAAGAUGAAUAUGCGCGGAAACUCCACGCUCUGUGUCGCAAGACUUUGGGAUCGUGCGAGACAGGGUCGCUCCGAGCCUCGCUCGAUGUGGUUCGCGGCGAGACUGAAGCCAUCGCCAAAGCACACGCCGCCAUUGCGGGACAAAUGAAGGUUGAAUUGGAGGAGCCGCUUUCUGCCUUUGCUAGUGGUAUUAAGGAGCGACGAAAGAUUAUUCAACAAACCAUUGAGCGUUUACACAAGACUAAAAUGCAACAGACACAGCUUGUUAACAAGACGCGUGAUCGUUACGAGCAGGACUGUCUCCGCAUCAAGGGAUACCUCGCGCAGGGCCACAUGGUCAUGGGCCAGGAAGAGCGUAAGAACAAGGCUAAAUUGGAGAAGACCCAGAUCCAGAUGGCAUCAAAUAGCCAGGAAUACGAAGCAGCCGUCAAACAACUCGAGGACACAACUGGACGCUGGAAUAAGGAAUGGAAGUCAGCAUGCGACAAAUUUCAAGAUUUGGAAGAGGAGCGUCUGGACUUCACAAAGAGCAGUCUGUGGACCUACGCGAACAUUGCUUCAACUGUUUGUGUCAGCGACGAUGCUUCAUGCGAGAAGGUCCGUCUGUCUUUGGAGAACUGUGAAGUCGAGAAGGAUAUUAUUUUCUUUAUCAAGAACCAAGGAACUGGCCAAGAGAUACCAGAUCCACCGCGUUUUAUCAACUUCUGCAAAGAUGAUGACUCGGGCUCUGAUAUAGAUGAAGCCGACGGCUACUCCGUAGCCCAGUUCCAACGCACCAUGAACCCUGCAUUCCGCACAUCUUCACCUCAACCCUCAACAUUCGAUUCACACCAUGACCCACAGUCAGACCUUGCCGCUCAAAUGGGACAUCCUGCUCCGGCCGUUAGCAAUGCGCCGCCACCUCAGCAGCAACCGCCACCAUUACAGCAGCAGCCACCCUUACAGCAGCAACCACCUCUUCAACAGCAGCAACCACCUCUUCAGCAGCAGCAACCACCUCUUCAGCAGCAGCAACCACCUCUUCAGCAGCAGCAACCACCUCUUCAGCAGCAGCAACCACCUCUUCAGCAGCAGCAGCAGUUCAUGCAACAGCAGCAGUUCAUGCAACAGCAGCCUCUGAUGCAACAUCAACCCCUGAUGCACCAGCAGCCUCCUAUCCAACAGCAGCCUCCCAUGCAGCCGCAGCCUCUCCUGCGACAGCAACCGCCGCCACAGCAACAGCCCCAGCAACCCGCACCUCUGGACUUCCGACGUGGCGGUGCACCGCCUCCGAACUAUGAUCCCGAGCAACAUGGAGAGAUUGGAGCUGUUCCCCAUAAUGCAUACCCCACAGAUGGUAUGACCAUGUUCUGUCGUGCUGGGCCACCUUCAGAGCGAAGCUCAGCAACGAGCGCGUAUCGUCCGUCUAGCCGUGGCUCUCAGAGCGAAGUUUCAAACUCAACCUCUAUCUCCAGUGUUGAGGAAACUCCUACCAAGAAGUCUGUGGUAAGCCCAACGAACAGUGCGCCGAUGCCAAUUUCUGGGGAUGACAAAUCACCCAAAAAGAAGAGCGCUUUCUUUAGCAACAGCCCUUUCCGUCGCAAGAGUCGCCAUGAUAAGGAAAGGCCUGCCAUUGGUCCACAGCAGGUGGCCUCUCCACAGGCGGUUGUUUCGCCCCAGCCUACGUCUCGUGGUGGUUGGGACUCGCCGACAAAGCAAAUCAGUCCGACGAAGCAAAUGAGCCCGCCAAAGCAAGUGAGCCAACCCAAGCCAGUCAUCAGCCCGCCUAAGCAAGUGAGCCCGCCCAAGCCAAUCAGUCCGCCUAAGCAAGUGAGCCCGCCCAAGCCAGUCAGUCCGCCUAAGCAAAUGGGUCCGCCCAAGCAAGUCAGCCAACCAAAGCAGGCCAGUCCAAUCAAGCAAGUCAGCCCAGUCAGGCCUUCAGUAGGCCCGCCGGGUCGUGCCUCAGGCAGCCCAGAGCCUGUUGAUCCUCGAGCCAACUUUCAGCUCAAUGUCGGGAAUAAUGUCUUUGAUGUCGCAUCCCCAGAAAAGAGCUCACCCCAGAAAGGAUCACAGCCAAACCAAGCACCUGAAGAUGACUCGGACCCUAUCGCGCGGGCCCUAGCGGACCUCAAGACAAGUGGGAAGCACUCCGCCACUCGGGUGUCAGCAGAUAGAUAUCAUGGUAUCCCCACACCUACCCCGUCAGCGCAGUCUUCUACAUAUGGUGGCAGCAAUGCUAGCGUUGCUGCUCCACCACCAGCAUACAAUGAUCCCACAGUCAAGCGACUUGGCGCACCUCAGCCCGCCUUCACGGCUAAGCAAAUGCACAAGACAACUCAAAAGUAUACUGGCCAAACCCAGAGCAUGCUACGAGGACAAAACAACAGUAUGGGCACCAGCACCGAGACGGAGCGUCAGCCCUCAGGUUGCUCCCCCCGUGUGGAUACUCGCAUGAGCCAGAACAGUGGCAGGGGCCCCAGCCCUAGUCCGAGUAGUUACCAGUCUAACAGCAUGCGGAGUCAAUACAGCCAAUCGCCCACUCCCCGUCGUACUCAAGAUCCACCCUACUCUCCAAAUGAUUUUGCUCGCAGGGCCUCGCCCGCUAUGAGCCACCGUGCUGUAUCCCCGCAGCCACAGUUCAGGCAGCAAACCCGUCCUUCUAGUGCUGGUGGGAUGGAGCUGCAGUUAUCUGGAAGCCACGAUAUGUAUGGUUCCAGCAGUCCCGGUGGAUACGCCGGCUCGACUCGAGGAAGUAGCCGCCCCUCAUCGACUUAUGGUGACGGUCCGCCUAUUGGCCGAUCCCGGAGCCGUACUAUGGCUGUUGCAGAGCCUGGACGCAAAUUCAGCCGUGAUGGCCGUCCAAUCUUGCACUUUGCUCGUUCCAUGUACACCUACAAUGCCGCCAUUCCUGAAGAGCUCAGCUUUGGCAAGGGCGAUGUCCUUUCUGUUAUCCGCCUGCAGGAUGACGGGUGGUGGGAAGCCGAAGUCACCAAUGCCCGUGGCCACCCUGGCCUCGUGCCAAGCAACUAUCUGCAAAUCAUCUAA